Molecule: messenger RNA, 5751 nt
Organism: Xenopus tropicalis (tropical clawed frog)
Lineage: Eukaryota; Metazoa; Chordata; Amphibia; Anura; Pipidae
Gene: reep2
Product: receptor accessory protein 2
Cellular component (GO): membrane
Source: RefSeq, marked provisional
CUCCGACAAGAAGUAUCUCAUCUCGGCCAACCCUUUAACGCUCAGCCACGCCUCCCGGAUUGCUGCAUAGAGGUUGUCUCAGGGUCCAACCGGGUCCGGGCAUUUCAUUCCCGACUAUUUCCCUGCAAUAACCAGCGAGCCUACCCCCUCCCUCCGUCGCCAGCAAAGCGGAUUAUUAAAGAGACGGGUGUCCCCCCUGGGCUUCUACCGAGAUCGGUGGGCUCUAAAGCUGGAACUGUCACCAUGGUGUCCUGGAUCAUUUCCCGGCUGGUAGUGUUAAUAUUUGGCACAUUAUAUCCAGCGUAUUCAUCAUACAAAGCAGUCAAGACAAAAAAUGUUAAAGAAUAUGUAAAAUGGAUGAUGUACUGGAUUGUGUUUGCGUUUUUUACGACGGCGGAAACUCUUACUGAUAUUAUCCUCUCCUGGUUUCCAUUCUAUUUCGAGUUGAAAAUUGCAUUUGUGAUUUGGCUCCUCUCACCUUACACAAAAGGCUCCAGUGUACUGUACAGGAAGUUUGUCCACCCAACAUUGUCCAGUAAAGAAAAGGAAAUUGAUGAAUAUAUUGCUCAGGCGAGGGACAAGAGCUAUGAAACCAUGAUGCGGGUUGGAAAAAGAGGUUUGAAUAUUGCUGCGAAUGCUGCUGUAACAGCUGCUACCAAGGGUCAAGGGGUCCUCUCGGAAAAGUUACGCAGCUUCAGCAUGCAGGACCUGACGUUGAUUCAGGAUGAUGAUGUUGCUCAUUUACAGAGUCCAGAGCCUCGAGUACGUAGCGCUUCCACUGGCUUGGUAGAAACCAUUGCUGAUCCAGUGCCAACAAUCUGUGCAGCUGCUGAGGAUCCGCACCAUGCUGCCAAGCCAGACGCAGAACAGCCAGAUGUUAAAAUCGAGCAAUCAGAUGAAGAUGCCACGGAGAAAGUACCAAAGCGUACAGCCAGUGUCAAAAGUGUUAAAAAAGUGACAAAAGUGGAGGCACAGCCUAAGAACACAAAAGUACGCCCCAAGAAGAAAGCCACAGGGUCUAGCGUUUCCGGAGAGUCAGCAUGAACACUGUGUCUGCCCAGAAUUCGCCUUCUGCUGGAGACUUUUCGAGGACCAGGUGUAACAGAACUGCUUUUAGGGUCAUUCCAUGUGUGGGAUGAUCAAUAUCUGCAAGAAAACUGCAUUUUGUUAAGUAUAAGUAUAUUUUACAAAGCCACAUUGAGAUUUAUAUCUCAUAUCCCAGUUGUACUGGAAAACACUGACUGCAGUGGCUUGAAAAGACCUUCGCAAAAUAUUUUGCUUGACAGCAAUUCUUCAACUGAAGAACAAAGAUCCACUUUAUGGAUAAAAUGUGCCCAGUCUGUCACUUAUCUGCGGCUGCUUGGAUAGGUGAACUUGCCAAGUGUCAAAUCAGAUACUAGGACAGUCAACACGUUCAGUGAUCAAGGUGGGAUGGUGUAUAGUGGUUGGCAUGCAUAUGCAAUUGUAUUCUGAGGGGAUUUCAGACUUCUAUUUAAUAUAAAGAUACACACAGUGUAGUUGCACAGAUAUGCACAUUCAGUACUAUUUCACUACCAGCUUGUAUUAUUUGGGGUACCAUUGAAUGCUAAUCUUGAUAUAAGGUUGGCUGUAUGCAGAUGGAAAUUCUUAUACAGUUAUUGGGACGUAAAUUAUUUAAGGUGAUCAUUUUCUUACAGCAGGGUACAAAUGGCAAAUGGACAGGCAGUAUUUUUAGCAUAGUGUAGUCAUUUAUGGAUUCAGAUAUGGUGCUCUUUCUGAUUGUAACACUCCCACAAAAUGGGAGCAAAUAUAUUGUUCCAGUGAUAUAUGGUAAUUUCCACUACUAAUGGGAUCAUUUUUCAUUUACAUUAGAUGGGUGCAUAGGGGAAUGUCGGUGCCACAUACACACACAAAGGGCUGCAAUGGGUUUUGCUACUGCUCAUUUGUGGCCUGUGUAUUGUCAGUACGGCUCAGUGCUCCAUGGAAAGCACACACAGGGCAUGGCUUCACAAUUAAGUAAAUAAUGAUAUUGCAUCACUUUAUAAAAGUGAUUGUUUCCUGUUGCCCAAGGCUGGCAGCUAUACGCUGGGAGAAAUGUAUCAUUGUGCUACUGACAAGUCAGUGAAUUUAGCUGUGCUCUUCCUGCCUGUGCCAUGUUCUACUGUGUACAUUGCGAUUAACCACAAGAGGCUGACUGAUUUUUGCAUUCUAUGUUUAUUUUGGCUCAAAAAUGUGGCAGUGUAGUGUAAGGUAAUUUACAGAAGAUAGCAGUAUCUCUGCUUGCUCUAAAACUAGCGUUAGAGUGCUCAGUAGGGGCUGCAAGCCAAUGGCUGCUUGGGCUCCAGUAAUAAAGAAGGCUCUUCUCUAUUACUGGAAUGUGUCAUUUCAAAAGGCCACCUUACUCAGUUUGGGGGGCCCUAAAGUUAUUUUGCUCAGGAAUGCAGGAACUUCUAGUUGAAUUGGACCUAGCUCAGUAGACUUUUAAUGCCAGUUUUAAGCAAGCUAAACAUCAAAACCUGAGCUAGCUGACGGGGCUGGAGAAUAUGAUGAGGUUUGCAUGCAGGGCAGGGCAGAACAGGCAAACCUGUUCAAAUCAUCGCUAUCCAACCAGCGUGACACAACUUUUCUGUGAAAUGUUAUAUGUUUGCACAGCUAAUUUCUUUAGCAGCUGGAAAACUCACGCAGGCUUUGUCUGGUUGUAUGUAGACCCAUUGUAUUAGUGAACUAAGUGGCUGAUUGAUCACUCAUCACACGGUGUCUGUUUUUUCCAGUGUAAAACAAACUGUCGGCUGAACUAAUAGAAUCUCAUUGGGGGAAAAGGGAUUUAUCUUCCCAGAGUAAGGUUUUUAUGCUGGUAUGAUUCCAUGACUGACUGAAAGAGCAUUAUAUUAUGUAUGCUAGCUUGAAGGGCUUAAAGGAGAAGGAAAGGUAAAAACUAAGCUUUAUCAGAAAGGUCUAUGUAAAUACAGCCAUAAGCACUCACUGAAACGGUGCACUGACUUCUCUGUCAAAAGAAACACAGGAUUUCUUGUCUUCUUUUUGUAAACAUGUUCUUAGGGUAUCUGACUUCCUCCCUCAGAAAACCCCUUCAUUCUGGGGGCCAGAGUCUGCACAGCUCUCUCCCCUCUCCUGCUCCCCCUCCCAUAAGAAUUCAUAAAAGUCACUUCCCCCUCCCUUAGGAUUGUGUGAUCUGAGCUACAACUGCUAGAGCUGCAGAAGGAAGCUACUUAAAAUGGCAGCUGCUAUCUUAAACAAACAGAGGGAGCUUCUGGGACUCCUUACUCAGGUAUAAUAAAACUUUCUGCAGAAUAAAUAUAGUGUUCUAGGUGGCACUAAUGUGACCAAUCUAUUGGCAGUAAAUGGAAAAAUGACUUUCCUUCUCCUUUAAACCUGUUUCACAGGUUUAAGAAAAUACUGGAGCUAACCUGGCAGUGGUGGAUGGGAUGGGUGCACUAAAUGCAGCAGAUUAUGGUGUCGACAGUAAAGGCAUAACUAGGAGCUAGUGGGCAAUGCAGCAACACAUUUUAGGAUCCUAAAUAUUAAAGAAGAUGUUUUGUUUCACAAACACAUAUCAUCCUUUUUGUCCAGUUCAGGUAAGCGGAUGUUUGCCUUAUCUGAGCACCUAUAUAUUAGGUUAAAUUGGGCAGAAUUGAUUGUCCCUGUGGGGGUUCUUGGCCUGAUUUAUCAAUAUCUGAACAGACUCCAUUUAGAUACUGAUCUAUCUGGGCAUCCUUUUGGCAUAGUAUAUGGUCCUGUAGACUGAAAAAUCAUUGAUAAGCAGCUGAAUAGGCACCAUAAGAUACAAGACCCCCUCUCCUGGUACCUGCGCAGGAACCCUGAACCUAGCUGGUAUACAUUUAGUAACUGGGACAGUUGUACUCUGGCCUUUUUGUAAACCUUAGACAACAGCCUGUGUUCUGCAGCAUAUACAGGGUAGGCACUAUUACAACAUCUAAUAUAUGUAUUUGCGAUGUCUAGGAUUAAAAACAUUAUAAAAAUUAAAUAAUAACACAGUUUACAGACAUUACUGUGAAACUAAAUUCCAUUUGGCACAGACAGAGGUUAUAACUUAUGUAUGAUAUAUAGUAACAAGGGUAUCCAACUCCCCUGAUCUCCAGAUACUCUUCAGCUGCACUUCCAAAUAUACUUGGGUUACUGGAAAAUGAAGGCCUUAAACAACUGGAGGGAGACUAGUAUAUCCUUAAUAGAAACAUGAAAUAUACAUGUGGAGUUUGCUUUGCUUUUUCUACUGCCUGUGGACACACUGCUGAAAAUCAGUCUGAAACCCACCUAUGAUCAGAGCCUUACACUCCUGGGCAGUAACUGUGUCUGCUAAGCUGUAAGUAAGGGAGACAGUGACUAGAACUGCUGAAAGCUUAUGACAGACACAGAUAGUUUGUGUCCUUUCAUCUGGCUGCAAUCAUUUUGAUUUGGCCUGUUAAAAGGAAGCUGGUGAUGGAUUCAUAUACAUACAGUUUGCACACACAGUACAUUUUGCUCUAUUUAACAAGUUUAGAAUAUAAUUUGUUGUAACAACCAGCUUCUGUUCUAGGGAUCUAGGAAGUUAACUUUUAGUAUGAUCUAUAAUGCCUAUUCUUAGUAACUUUAAUUGGUUUCCAUUUUUUUUUAAUAGUUUUUGAAUUGCCUUCCUCUUCUGUCUCUUUUCAGCUUUCAAAUGGGAGUCACCGACCCCAUCAGCCAAAAAACGACAUUUGUAUAUUUAUUUUUUUAUUACUCAUCUUUCUAUUUAGGUCGUUUCCUGCUAAUAUUUAAAGUUCUAGUUAAACCACUGCCUGGUCACUAAGGUAUAUUGGUCCCUAGCAACCAGAUAUCAUUGAAACUAAAAAUGAAGUCAUUAAAAAAACCAGGAAAAAUGAAGACCAGUUGCAAAAUGUCUGCAUCAUACUAAAAUGUCAUUUAAAGGUGAUCGACCCAUUUAGAGGACUAAGUAUGGGAGCCAAGUAUGUGUGCAGGGACUAGAGGUAACACUUGCACUGCUUUUGAUUGUAUUUGAUUACUCAGUCCAUUUGUAAUUGAGUCUAUAAAUUAUAUUGUGUUUUGCCAAUUAAUAUGAUUGGUGCUUAUUGAAACCCAUUAGCAUUCUAGGUUGAGCCAGUUACAGUAUUAGAAGAAGACAGUAGGUUUCACCUGGUAUUGACAAGUUCCCACUGCGCUGGCGCUACAUACAAGUUUAUUCAGUAACCUAGAUAAGGUUUGCCUUAGUCUUAUAACCCAUAGCAACCAAUCAGCAGUUAACUUCUAUAGGUUUAGUACUGUUAGAAAAAUGUAGAUCAUUAGAAAAAUGAUCAUGUAGAAAAAUUAUUGUUUGCUGUAGAUCACUGGAGAGGGCAAAUGUUUGGCCAUUUUAUUAUAUAACCCCAUAGAAUUUCUCCAUGCAUUUUUACAAAUUGUUUUCCUUUUCAUAAAUUACUAUGAAAAAUAUUGUUGACCAAAGAAGUGAAUGUCUCACCCAGAGAAAAAGGCAGUGGAACAUCAGUGACCAUGAAAAACUCAUGUACAGUACAUACAUAUAAUGAACACACGCUUCCCUUACUUUCCUGUUUAAUUUGCACUUAGCAUGCACUACAAUAAAUGGCGUGCACUGCCUGCAAAGGCUCAAAGCAGGGAUGGGCCACAAUUAGGAACAUUAGGAUGUGAAACAGAAGCUUUUACAUUCACUGAUGGUACUGUGAAAAAUGAACAAUGUUAUUGGAAUCACUCUGAAUAAUUGAAUGUGUUAUGAGCAAUGACAAUUGAAAAAAAAAAAAAAAA